AUGACUCAAUAUAAGGUCGAUUUACCACCACCAGCUAAAAGAUUAGUAUUAUUUGUAGGUGAUGGAUUGAGAUCAGAUAAAUUAUAUCAACUAUAUCCAAUUGAAAAUGAUGAUCAUCCAGUAUCAACAGUAAUGGAAUCAAAGGCGCCAUACUUAAGAAAUAUAAUAUUGAAUGAAGGUGUAUGGGGUAUAAGUCACACGCGAGUACCAACAGAAUCAAGACCUGGUCAUGUAGCAAUUAUUGCAGGAUUUUAUGAAGAUGUUAGCGCAGUAACAAAAGGUUGGAAAACAAAUCCCGUUGAAUUUGAUUCUGCAUUUAAUCAAAGUAGACAUACAUGGUCAUUUGGUAGUCCUGAUAUUUUACCAAUGUUUGCCGAAGGAGCAUCUGACCCAAAUCGUAUCGAUACAUUUAUGUAUGAACACGAAGAUGAAAAUUUUGCUCAAGACAUUUGGGUAUUUAAUCAAUUUGCGCAACUAUUAGCAAACUCAACAUCAGAUCCAAAAUUGCAUAAACAACUGCACGAAAAUCAAAUAAUAAUAUUUCUUCAUUUACUUGGCCUAGAUACAAAUGGUCACGCACAUGGACCACACUCAAAAGAAUACAUCAAUAAUAUAAAACUUGUUGAUGAAGGUAUUAAGAAUGUCGUUAAAUUGAUUGACAAUUAUUACAACCAUGAUGGCGGGACUGCAUAUAUAUUUACUGCUGAUCAUGGAAUGAGUAAUAGAGGUAAUCAUGGGGAUGGGCAUCCGGACAAUACACGUACACCAAUAAUUGCAUGGGGAGCUGGAAUUAAUAAACCCGUUAAGGUUGAAGUGAAGGGGGAGGAGAAGGAGGAAGAGAAUUUGGUGUUAGUGAAAAGUGACCAUGAUGAAUUUUCUUACCCAUGGAAUCUAAAUCAUGUUAAAAGAUAUGAUGUGUUGCAAGCUGAUCUCGCACCUCUUAUGAUAGCAUUCUUUGGCACAGGAAAUGUUGCAUCCUUAUCAUCAUUUUCAUUAUCAAGUGUCUAUAGACUAACUACCAUCUUUGAUCCAUUUCUUAUGGGUGCUUUAUUACUGCUAAAAAUAUUGAUUCCAUUUUUCAUAGUUUCUUCAGUAUUUAGUGUCAUCAACAAAUCAUUAAAUCUGCCAGCAUUCAGCCUCUUCCUAUUGGUCUUGUCAACCUGUGAUAUUAUGACUCUGAACUUUUUCUAUUUGGUCAAGGAUUAUGGAAGUUGGCUAGAGAUUGGUACUACAAUCAGCCAUUUUGUUAUUAGUAAUUUGUUUAGUUUGUUUAUGAUUAUAUUAUUUGGUCUAAGUGAAAUAUUAGUUGGAAAAGUCAGAAUUGAUCACAGUGAUGUUGAUGAUAUUGUUGAUGAUUUAGUAGAUUUAGCGUCAAGAAGAAAAAAAGAUAAAUAA
Molecule: messenger RNA, 1395 nt
Organism: Entrophospora sp. SA101
Lineage: Eukaryota; Fungi; Glomeromycota; Glomeromycetes; Entrophosporales; Entrophosporaceae
Source: the annotation of a GenBank genome assembly